CACAUAGUACUAGCAACCUUAGUCCAAUGCUAAAACAGGAAAUUGUUUUUCCUGGAGACAGCAACAAACCAUCCAGACAGACAAGUACAGAAUUCCAUGACAUAAAUAAUGGGUGCCUACGCAAGCACAUUUCCUAACAGUGGUGGCAACAUUGUGUUGGAGGUAACAGAUCCUUCCCAGUCUAACUGGAUUACGGCUCAUGCUGAGACUUGCAAAAUGUCUAUCCCAGAAGUACAAAAAUGCUGGAACAGAUUUCUUAUGCUAGGUCCAGAUUCCAGUGGAAACAUUAAGCGGAGCAGCUUGCUGUCGAAGAAACCAUUCACAAAGCAGAUACUUGAACAAAUUCCAGUUGUGAAUAAUGAGGUUAUAACAUUCCAGACUUAUUGUAGUGCUGUAUCAUGGUUGGCAAAGGCACCUCAGGAAAGCAAACUUCGAGGCCUCUGGCACGUGUUAACAUCCAAAGAGCUGAAAAUGGGGGAUAUUAAGAAUCUGCUACACCAUCUUUAUCCUAACAAAGAUCCAAAAGUUAUUGAAGAGAUUUGCCAUCUUCUGCUUUCUGAAAUUGAUAAAUCAAAAAAAGGGGUCAUUGACGAAGCUCAGUUUGUAUCCUGGAUUCGGAAUCUGCCAAAAGAGCAUGUAACAUCAGUUUUGGACUUCAGAAUUAUAUCACCUAAAUUUCAAUCAUCAAGGGAUCUGGACCUUUCUUCUGUAUCACCACAGAUAUACAUAGCCGUAGAUGAAGACGGAAGACUGAGAGAUGACCAGCUUCACCAGGUUUCAACAGCAUUAGUAAAAGCAAAGAGAGACUGGCGACUCUUAGCAAAUAAAUUGGGGUUCCUAGAGAAGGACUGUAUCUUCUUUGAAAGAACUCAUCAUGAAACUAAGGAUCAGAUCUUAGAUAUGUUGCAGAUGUGGAGAAACACUCUCAGCAGACCAGAUCAGUCACAGAUUCUGCAAGAUGUAUUGAAGAAAACUGGCAAUGCAGACAUUGCAAAUGAGAUCUUCAAGCUCAAUUUUUAACAUCUAUCAUAUCUAUGUAAAAAACAUUUAUCUAAAAGCUGAUAUGUUUGUAUAAUUUAUAAUUAAUAAUAUAUUAUAUUCAGCCUCUUGUACAUUUCAUAUUUGGGAAGAUGUUUGGAAAUGCACCAGUGGCACAGAUAAAUAUCAGUAUACUUUUAGUACAGUGUACUAAUUUAGUUCAUAUGGUUCCUGUCACGACAUGCUGGGAUUCAAUCCCUGGACUGUUCCCUCAACUGCUGGUGUAUUUGUAUUCUUGCCUUCUGCUCCCUUUCUCCUUCUACCUCAUUAUCUACAUGUGCAGUCCAUUAAUCAAUUUAGACCCUUUAUAAGCCUGCCCCUGAUUGCUCCUUGCUUGAUCAUUCUGUGAUGUUCUGUGAUUCCCUAUGGAUGAAAGGUUGCUAGUCCCUAAGUUUCCACCUGGUUCCUUCUCCCCCCAUCUUGUUCCUGAGCCCUAGCCCUGACCUUUGAUCAGAUACUGGACUUGACUUGCUUGACUACUGCCUGUCCCAACUUCUGGCCCACUACUGGACUUUGUCUUAGCCUGCCAAUAUCUACUACCACUGGCAUGUAUUUUUAUUCUUGUUUUUUUUGUUUUUUUUACACCUGAGGCUGUCUUGUUUUUGUCUUAAAUAAAGCUUCACUUAUCAUGGCUUCCCAUCUAGGUUCUGCCAUUUACGGGUAUACUUGGGGUUACCCAGUAUAUAGGCUCCCAUCUGCUU
Xenopus tropicalis (tropical clawed frog) is the source of this 1739-nucleotide messenger RNA. RefSeq lists its product as uncharacterized. Lineage: Eukaryota; Metazoa; Chordata; Amphibia; Anura; Pipidae. Gene Ontology annotation, molecular function: calcium ion binding. The transcript has 8 exons. Gene Ontology annotation, biological process: signal transduction. Bases 109 to 1020 code for a protein of 303 amino acids. The record is from RefSeq and is a predicted model, not a curated record.